UUGUGAGGUCGAAACGUCAGUUUGGAGGUUUUGGAUUUGGAGGUUCAGGUUCCCAAGCUGCAGCAAACAGUUAUGGAGGAGGGUACGGCGGGGGAGGCUACCCCGGUGGAUUUGGUGGAUCUGCUUUUGGAAGCCCUGCUGGAUACCUUGGCGGUGGUGGUGGUGGAUUUGGUGGAAUAGGACCAUACGGAGGCAUGGGCCUAGGAUUUAGUGGAUCCAGUGCACAGAGCUCUUCAAGUGCUUUUGGAGCUGGUGGCGGCCUCUGGGGCUAA
Molecule: messenger RNA, 272 nt
Organism: Zootermopsis nevadensis
Lineage: Eukaryota; Metazoa; Arthropoda; Insecta; Blattodea; Termopsidae
Source: RefSeq, a predicted model, not a curated record